This is a messenger RNA of Pyricularia grisea, 2675 nucleotides long. RefSeq lists its product as uncharacterized. Gene Ontology annotation, cellular component: nucleus. The coding region runs from base 193 to 2580 and encodes 795 amino acids. The record is from RefSeq and is a predicted model, not a curated record. Gene Ontology annotation, molecular function: RNA binding. NCBI's taxonomy places the organism in Eukaryota, Fungi, Ascomycota, Sordariomycetes, Magnaporthales, Pyriculariaceae. Gene Ontology annotation, biological process: mRNA splicing, via spliceosome. The transcript is spliced from 5 exons.
UUUGGACACAAGUUUUAUUUCUCGGAGCCUUCCUACUUUCAUCUUAUCCAUGGUUGCCUCUUAACUUCUACUCUUCUCGACGCCGAGUUCGAUUUCACCAAAAUCCAGUCGACACGCUCAUUUCCUCUUGUCAACUUAACUGUCAUGAACUGACGCGAAUUGAACCCCGACUCCGCCCCCAACCCACACACGAUGUACGGCGAAUACCGCUCCCAAUCCCACCAGCGUGGCGACAGCCCACGCCGCUCAUCUCCCCAUCACGACUCGAGGGACUACUAUCGAUCGCGGAAUGACCAUUCAAGGAGUCCAGUCCGAGACAGGAGACGCGACUACAGAGGAGGAUAUCACAACCGCGACGAGCUGCAAUAUGACGAAGACGACGACGCUCAAGGGCGAGAACAGGGCGAGUGGGACGAGAGCGAGGACAGAGGCCGACAGCAGCGGCGGAGGAGGUCGUUUUCUGAGGGCGGCGCCCAUGACGGAAGGUCUGGCAGGUCUCUGACGCCUAUUUCCCGCCCUGGCCCUUCCAAUACGUUGAUACUGGAGGGCUUGCCGAUGGAAGUGAACGAGGAUGAUAUUCUCGAUGGAUUCGAUGCCUUUACCAACUCAUCCCGAUUCGCAUCGGAUCAGAUCAGAGCCGUUCGACUACGAACCAAUAAGCUAGGCCGGAGGAUAUGCUUUGUCGAGUUCUUCAGCGUCAAUGAUGCCGAAGACUUCAUCGAACGAAACAAUUACAGGAUGAGUUUGGAUCUCCCAGUACCUGGAAGAAGGGAACUGGAGUCUGUUCAAGUCAGCGUCAACUACAGCCGGAACAAGGAGGAUGCCGGCGGAAGCGAUGGACGCUGGACUUGCCCACAUUGCGCCGGUGUCAACUAUUCACGCCGGGUGGCCUGCUACAAGUGCGGUCGAGACGAAGACGAUUCCGCGGGCCCAAUUUUGACUGGCGAGACCGAUGAAGCGCCUGCGCAUUUACCUUCACAGUACCUCGUCGUCAGAGACUUGGAGGGGUCUAUUACUGAGGAGGUCCUCGCCAAAGGCAUUACAAAGCUUUUUAUCGACGAAAGCAAGAUUCCAAAAGAGCAAGCUCCGCCAGCUAAGAAACUCAAGUCUACAGCCCCUGUCGGCAACACCACCAAUUUGGGUGCCAAGCCUGGAUCCCUGCGUAGAGUAUUCCUUAUGCGUGACAGAAGAACCAACGAGUCGUGGCGGUACGGCUUUGCUGAGUUCCGGACUUUGGAAGAUGCUCAGGCUGCCGCUGCCAAAUUCAGGGCUUCGCCCAAGUUCACAAUAUCGUCAAAACCUGUCACUGUUGGGUUCAUCCAUACCGGAGUGUUUGUCCCUGUUUUGGAGGCGGAUGGCCAUGAUUCGCCUCCGACGGCCUUUGUUCCGGUCUACAAUCGGGAGGUGAAGCUCAAGUACUGGGACAGCAGGGCAUAUCCGAGCAUUUAUGACGUGAACCGAGAGUCUAGCCCGGAGCCGACUAGUCCAGAAGGCGCCAGUCCGGAUAAGCCCGAUGUUGACUCGAAUGCUACAGUUGACGCAAAUGGCAAAAGAGUCAAGAAAUCAAAGGACAAGGAGAAGGAGAAGGCAAUUGCCAUGGCGCCCCAGAUGCAGAUGUGGGCUAAGAAGCGGGCAGAGCUGCACCGGGCUGGAAUACAGCCAGGCGCCGAAGGCGUGGUGGAGAUGGAAUUGGAUCCCACAGGCGAAGGGGAGCAGCAACAGCAGCAACGAAGGGCUUUUGGUCCCCGAGCCAAGCAUGAUAAAGACAUAUACACCAGUUAUGGGAAUACGGAUGACCUUACUUGCCUUUUAUGCAUGCGACGGUUUACCACAGCGCAGGAUCUUCGCGACCAUGAGGUACUUAGCCAAGACCAUGCAUCUGCGCUGCAGGAUGCCGACAAGGUCCGUAAGGCUACCACCAGGCUGGAAAAAGUCGGCAAAAAGCCAGAAACUGUGGUACGGCGCACAACUCGCGACAGGUCUGAUCCAGCGCCUAUCUAUACGUCAUAUGCGGACCCGGAUGCGAUUUGUUGUAUGCUAUGCCGCAGAAGGUUCAAGGGGCUGGCUACUCUGCGGUUGCACGAGAGGGAAAGUGAGCUGCACAUUACGAUGUUGAGAGACGAAAAACGUGUGGAGCAGGCCGUGAUUGAGCUAGUCAAGCUUGGCAAAACCCCGGUCCAUAUGAGGCCCAAGGAAAGCGGCAACCAAUAUCGCGACCGAGCCAGGGAAAGACGCAAGGCCUUUGGUCCGUCAACCAAGGCCAGGAGCGGCCAGAACCAACCAAAGAAGGACGGCGGCAAAAAGGAAGAGGCAGCACCCAAGGAGAAGCAACCAUCCAAGGGCGCGGCGCUGCUCAGCAAAAUGGGCUGGACGGCCGGACAAGGGCUGGGUGCGGAUGGCAGCGGGCGUGCAGAAGCGAUCCGGACCGAGAUGUACAGGCCAGGUGUUGGACUUGGAGCUGAGGGAGGAAAGGUUGGAGAUGCUGCCGAGGCGGCAAGUCGGAACACCAAGGGUGUUUACGACGACUUUGUCAAGGUUACAAAGGAUAAGGCAAGGGAGAGGUUUGAGAAGUUGGAGUAACGUGACUUGGACCGUUACGGGGCCGAAAUGUUAUCUAGGUUCACCAACACAUGCUAGCCCAAUCGUUCCAUAGCAUCCGAUGUGAUGUACCGAUG